This is a messenger RNA of Ananas comosus (pineapple), 1761 nucleotides long. RefSeq names its product putative RNA-binding protein Luc7-like 1. Gene Ontology annotation, biological process: mRNA splice site recognition. NCBI's taxonomy places the organism in Eukaryota, Viridiplantae, Streptophyta, Magnoliopsida, Poales, Bromeliaceae. Gene Ontology annotation, molecular function: mRNA binding. The record is from RefSeq and is a predicted model, not a curated record. Gene Ontology annotation, cellular component: U2-type prespliceosome; U1 snRNP. Bases 87 to 1343 code for a protein of 418 amino acids. The transcript has 13 exons.
UUCGUGUGGCGUCGUCUUCGAGCGAGCGCUCUCUGCGGGGAAACCCCAAACCCUAACCCUAGACCUUGCCCUAACCCUAGCGAGCCAUGGACGCCAUUAGGAAGCAGCUCGACGCCCUCAUGGGGGCCAACCGGAACGGCGACGUCGCGGAGGUGAAUCGGAAGUACUAUGACCGCGACGUGUGCCGCCUCUUCUUGGCCGGGCUCUGCCCCCACGACCUCUUCCAGCUCACGAAAAUGGAUAUGGGUCCUUGUCCAAAGGUGCACUCUUUGCAGCUGAGGAAAGAAUAUGAAGAAGCAAAAGCCAAAGGUAUUCAUAACUUUGAUAGGGAAUUGGAAGAUAUGAUAGAAAGGUUGAUUGGGGAAUGCGAAAGGAAAAUUCAGAGAGCCCUUAAACGUUUGGAGGAGGAAGAUGCUAAAGCUGCUAUAGCAAUAUCUGUUUCUGAGGUUACUCAGACACCUGAAAUCAUGGAGCUCUCAAAGCAAAUCAAGGAGAAACACAAAGAAGCUGAUACUUUUGAUCUGGAAGGAAAAACUGACGGUAAGAUUCGGGCCCUGGAAGAGGUUGAAGAGCUUAGAAAUAAAAGAGCUGACAAGCAGGCUAUGCUUCUCCUUGAAGCUUUUAACAAAGACAGAGCUACAAUAGUAAAUCCACUUCAAAAUCCUCCUCAGCUAGCCUCUUUACCUGCUCUUCCUCCUCCAGAUCCACGCACACAAGAAAUGAUAAAUGAGAAGCUUAAGAAGGCAGAAGAACUUGGUGAAAGGGGAAUGAUAGAUGAGGCUCAAAAGGCUUUGGAAGAAGCAGAAGCUUUAAAGAAGUUGGGUGCACGCCAGGAGCCUGUUUCAGAUGGUACAAAGUUUACAGCUGCAGAUGUGCGAAUUACUGAUCAAAAGUUGCGUUUAUGCGACAUAUGUGGGGCAUUCUUGAGUGUCUAUGACAGUGAUCGUCGCUUGGCUGAUCAUUUUGGAGGAAAACUUCAUAUGGGCUAUAUGCUAAUACGUGAGAAGUUAAAAGAGCUUCAGGAAGAGAGAGAUAAGCGGCGGAAAAGGGACCGAGAUGAAUAUGACAGAAGGUCCAAAGAACGAAGAAGUUUGGACCAUGACAGGGCAGGAAGCAGAGACCGAGAUAGAGACGGCCGAGGUGGCAGUCACGAGAGGAGCAGGGAUUAUGAUCGUCGGAGCAGAGAUUACGACCGCUAUUACGAUAGAGACCGUGGAUAUGAUCGGGAACGGGAUCGAGCUCACAGUUAUGAAUCUAGGAGUCGACGAAGGUCACGUUCUCGUUCUCGUUCACAGGAACGAUCCAGAGAUUACAGUCGGCACAGGCGACAUGAUCGAUACUGAGGAUCAAGCUGAAGAGUAUGCAAAGUCGAUUCUCCAUGUCGUAGGUUUCGUUCUCAAAACAUGUCUUUUCGAUUGUAGGCCUUCUCUUUUUGAUUUUUGCUCCUUUUUCAGGGGACUGUUUUAUUGCAGGAAAACCUCUAGAUCUUUUUCCUGUUUGUGAAAGUAGAGUCAGAGAUACAAGUAUAGAACUUGGAAAUGAGAGUGGAUGCAAACUAUUAGGUAUGAUUGCGUUACUGUAACAUACUUGCUUUUUAACAUGGUUCCAGUUCAUCGUGUUUCGCUUCUCGGUAGUAGUAGGUUAGUUUGCGGUAUGUCAUCUAUUUCUCUAGGCCUGUGGGAUUCAUGAAUGUUUCAUUUAAUAUAAUAGUGUUUAGAUGAAAAUGAUUCAUUUUUAAUCAGAAAAGUUUGUUGUGUAAAA